Triticum dicoccoides is the source of this 3447-nucleotide messenger RNA. Its product is annotated as protein FAR1-RELATED SEQUENCE 5-like. Gene Ontology annotation, molecular function: zinc ion binding. Bases 355 to 3447 code for a protein of 1030 amino acids. The transcript is spliced from 8 exons. The record is from RefSeq and is a predicted model, not a curated record. NCBI's taxonomy places the organism in Eukaryota, Viridiplantae, Streptophyta, Magnoliopsida, Poales, Poaceae.
CUAAAACCUGCAAUUUAGUUUUGCAAGGAUACCCUGACCGCGCGUGUGCCUCGUGCGCCGCCGCCGUCAAACGCCAGGCGUCUCUGAUUUCCGUUGAGUUGAUCCCGACGUCCACCGGCAGGAAGCCUAUACAGGUAGCAUCCCUAUCCUGUAUAUGCUCCACUGCUUCCACGGUUGAUACGAACCUGACAAGCACCGGCAAGCCAUCCAUGCAUGUACUUCUCCGAUCUAGACCCAUCUCCUUUAUAAGACUAUAACCGGUGAUGCUUUGAUGCAGUGGCGACUACAAAUGAACAACUAGCAGGUAAUACCACUUGCAAUCAGAGACACGAGGGCACCAAAAGUUUGAGCAGUAUGGAUCCUAUGAAUAAUGUUCAAAUGCAUACGAGCCAGGGAGGAUUUAGUACGCCCAAAAAGAACACAAACAUACCUCUCUUCUCUUCGUCUUUUAUACCUGAAUGUGAUGAGCAUCUGAAGCCUAAAGUGGGUAUGACAUUUGAAGGACUCGAGGCUGUGGAGAAGUUCUACAAGGAAUAUGCGCAUCAAUCAGGUUUUGGUGUUCGCAUUGGACAACAAAAAAAGAUUGAUAAUAAGGUGGUCCGUACUAAGCGUUUCAUGUGUAAUAGGGAAGGAUUCAAGGCAAAAGAUAGUAAAGAGACUAAUGACCCCUUGAGGAAAAGGCGUAAGCAGACAGAUACGCGAUGCGGUUGUGAUGCCCAUAUCUUUGUUAGACUUUGUGGGGAGAACACCUACAAGAUAGACUCACUGAUUGAGCACCAUGUUCAUGGCCUUGUAUCGCCUAAUAAGCGUCAUUUGAUCAGAUCAAAUCGUAGAGUUAGUGAGAGGGCAAAAAAUACUUUAUACACAUGUCAUAAGGCAAGUAUUGGAACGUCACAGGCAUACAGGCUCCUGCAAGUUAGUGAGGGUGGAAUUCCGAAUGCUGGGUGCACAAAGAGGGACUUGCAGAAUUACUACCGCGGACUCAGGUAUAAAAUCAGAGAUGCAGAUGCUCAAAUGUUUGUGGCCCAAUUAGCUAGAAAGCAGGAAGUGAAUUCAGCAUUUUUCUAUGAUUUUGAGGUGAAUGAUGAGGGGGAGUUGGUGCGUGUGUUCUGGGCGGAUGCCACCAGCAGGAAGAACUAUAGUCACUUUGGUGAUGUGAUAUCCUUCGAUUCUACAUACACCACUAAUCAGUAUAACAUGAUAUUUGCACCAUUUACAGGGGUUAAACAUCACUUACAAAGUGUCUUUUUUGGUGCUGCAUUCUUAUCAAAUGAGAAGGAUGAGUCAUACAUUUGGUUAUUUCAGACCUUCCUAACAGCAAUGGGAGGGGCAGCACCUAGACUCAUCAUAACCGAUGAAGCCACUAGCAUCAAGAAUGGUAUUGAUAAAGUUCUUCCAACAACUGUGCAUAGGUUGUGCAUGUGGCAUAUAAUGGAAAAGGUUCCUGAAAAGGUUGGACCUUCGAUUAGAGAAGAUUCUGAUUUUUGGACAAGAUUGAACUCGUGUGUUUGGGGUUCGGAAACUUCAACUGAGUUUGAGUCACAAUGGAAUUCCAUCAUUACUGAUUUUGGGUUGGAGGAAAAUGAGUGGUUGGCCAAGAGGUUUAGCAUUCGAGACACAUGGAUACCAGCGUACUUUAUGGAUAUAUCUCUAGCAGGCAUUCUUCGAACCACUUCAAGAUCAGAAAGUGCAAAUUCUUUUUUUAACCGCUUCAUUCAUCGAAGGCUCGCUUUUGUUGAGUUUUGGCUGAGGUUUGACACAGCUUUAGAAUGCCAACGUGAGGAAGAAUUAAUGGCAGACAACAGAAGCAUACAUACCACCCCUCAACUAUUUACACCAUGGACAAUGGAGAAACAAGGUAGUGAGGUAUUCACAUAUGAGGUGUUCGAGAAACUUCAGCUACAGAUUAUUGCUGCUAGAGACCAUUGUUUUGUUCAGAGUAUUACACAAGGUGUGGGGGUAAAAAAUGUGACCCUGAGAGGUCGGUCUGGUAAAGUUAGGGAGGUUUGCUAUGACACUACAAGCAUGACAGCAAACUGUUCGUGCAAGUUGUUUGAGUCAGUCGGUUUUCCAUGUCGCCAUAUUAUCCAAGUGUUGAGGAUUGAAAACCAAAAUGAGCUUCCCAGCCACUACAUUAUGAAAAGAUGGCAGAAGAGGUGCAAAAGGGAGAAUGUUUAUGAUGAACAGGGAAACCUACUAGAAGAAAAACCCACGGAUGCACUGGAUGCGGCCACGAGAAAGAAGAUUUCAACUGUACGCAAUAAGAUGGAAGAACUUAUUCAAAAGGCGAAGCAUUCAGAUGAAGGCAUGGACUUCUUAACAUCAAGUGUUUUGAACAUUGAGGCGCCUUUGGACCAAAUGGUCCCUGCAGCUACCCAAAGCACUAGGCAAGAGGAAUAUGAGGCUUUUAUUGGUUGCAAUAUUCCAACCGAAGUUCAUAUACAUCGGCCAACGGAUGUUCGGACCGUGGGAAGAUGCAAAAGAAUAAAGCAAGGAACGGAGAUUAAGGAGGGGGAUCGGAAAAAUAAGGACAAAGAAGGGAAGCUUCCUCUGAAGGAAUCAAAGCGGCCGGGGAAGGCCAUCCAGGGGAUGGCGCCUCAUCAGAGAUGCUUCGUCACCAGCGCGGAACAACGCCAGUUCGUGAUGACUUCGCCGUCGAGACGACCGUCCGGCCCAUCGUCGACGUCGCUGGUGGCCGUGGGGUUGCCAUCGUCGUCGCCACUUGAUUCCAUCGCCAGAGGACUUCUAGGGAAUCGACCGGGCCGUGGUUGCAGGCUUGCCGCUCGCGUGCACCCUCCCUCCCCAUCCCCUCGUCCCCUCCGCCGGCGCCGGCGCGAUGGCAGGCGACGCGCCGCCGAUGAAGAGGGCCAAGCUGGAGUAGGACGACGCUGGUCCCGCCACCCCUCCGCGGCCAACGGCUCCGCGCCCAGGCCCCCCGCUGCCUCCCCCAGCGAUGCGCCGCCGCCGGGCGGGGAGGAGGACGACGAGGAGCUCCCGGAGGAGGCUGUGCUCGCGCUCAUCGCCCACCACGAGCGCGAGGUCGAGCGCUACAAGCUCAAGCUGGAAGCCACUGAGAAGAAGCUGGCCGACACGCGGUCGAGGCUCGCCCGGCACCGAGGCCGCGCCCCCGAUCGGAGCCACCCGCCUCCGCCGCCGCCGCCCGUCCAGAAGGCCGCCGCGCCGGAUCGCAGGUCGCCGCCUCCGAGCCAGAGGGACCCCCCCAAGCCGUCCGCGCCCAGCCAGAAGCCCCCCGCGCCGCAGGCGAGGCCGCAGCUCGUCAUCCCCGCACGGCCGCUCCUCCUGCCAUCCUCGCCCACGAGCUCGCUAUGCUGCACAUGCGCCAAACAACCUCGUCUCUGGUUUCGACUCCCUGUAACACUUGUCCAGACUCCUUUGGUUUUUGUUCUAGAGAAGUUCAAAGUUCAGACUCAUUCUGUUUCUGUUUAG